Molecule: messenger RNA, 788 nt
Organism: Gracilinanus agilis (Agile Gracile Mouse Opossum)
Lineage: Eukaryota; Metazoa; Chordata; Mammalia; Didelphimorphia; Didelphidae
Gene: RASL12
Product: RAS like family 12
Exons: 4
Coding region: 1-549 (182 amino acids)
Molecular function (GO): GTPase activity; GTP binding
Source: RefSeq, a predicted model, not a curated record
AUGCCGCCACAGAACCCCGACUCAGUGCUGUGGAAGAUCUCCCAACAGAAGCUCCACGAUAUUUCCUCCCUUCAGCCCCAUCUUGGCAGCCCAGAGUCUGACGAUUCUCAGCCUCUAACUGUUAUCCCCAUCCCCACUUUGACUGUGAAGUUUCUGACCAAGCGGUUUAUCAGUGAAUAUGAUCCUAACUUGGAAGACACCUAUACCUCAGAGGAGACCGUAGACCAACAACCAGUCUUGCUGAGAGUGAUGGACACUGCAGAUCAGGAUGUUCCCAGAAACUGUAAGCGCUACCUAAGCUGGGCGCAAGCCUUCCUCAUCGUCUACAGUAUUGAUGACAGGAGAAACUUUGAGGGCUGUAGCCAAUACCUGGAGAUCAUCAGCCACCACGCAAAGGAGACCCAGCAUGACUACCCCGUGCUGCUUCUGGGGAACAAGCUGGACAUGGCCCAGUACCGGUACGGACCUGUAAUCUAUUUGUCUCUCUCCAGCAGCCAGAUAGAAGUUUUCAGUGGCAAAUCUGAUGGACUCAGGUGGAGACGAGGCUAGGAGGAAGGUCCUUUGGUUACUGUGCUCUCUGAUUCGUAGACAGUGCACACUAGGUGGGCAUGGCCAUAGUUAUGGAGUAGUAUGUCCCCAGACCAUCUGAAGAAUAGAGAAAUCUAGGGGCAGCUACGUAGCACAGUGGGUAGAGCUUCAGGUCUGGGGCUGGUAGGACUAUAGCUCAAAUCUGGUCUCAGACACCUUCUGGCUGUGUGACCCUGGGCAGAUCGCUUAACCCCCGUUGU